Anisakis simplex (herring worm) is the source of this 21876-nucleotide messenger RNA. The record is from the annotation of a GenBank genome assembly. NCBI's taxonomy places the organism in Eukaryota, Metazoa, Nematoda, Chromadorea, Rhabditida, Anisakidae.
AUGCCUGGAGCACCUCGAUUCACCAAGAAGCCAUCCAUCCAGCAGACUCCGCAAGGAGAUCUACUGAUGGAAUGUCAUCUUGAAGCAGAUCCAUCCCCAGAUAUUGUAUGGCACCAUGCCGGUACGCCAAUUUCAGCAGGUCCUCGUGUUACGCUAACACUGACCAAUUUGCAAGAUAUUCUCUACAAGGCAGUUCUUAUUAUCAAAGAACCGAGUGUGGGCGAUGGAGGAGCGUAUAAAUGUACAGCAAGUAAUCAGUUCGGUGAAUCAAAUGCAAAUAUUAACCUCAAUUUCGCAGGUGGCGCAGAUGAUCAAAAGCCAAGCAAAGGACCAACGUUUUUGAGUAAACCCAAAAUAAUACCAAAAGAUGGCGGUGCAUUGGUGGUUAUGGAAUGUCGUGUGAAGAGCGCAUCAACGCCAACUGCACAAUGGUAUAAAGAUGGCGCGGCUAUCUACGAGAGUUCGCUUUUUAAAGUCGUUUAUACCGAUUUGGGCGAUUCACAGCAUCUUUUUCAACUCGAAAUUCAUGGUCCAUCGGCUGGUGACGCGGGACAAUACCGUUGUAAUAUAAAGGAUGAUCAAGGUGAAACCAAUGCGAAUUUAGCACUUAAUUUCGAGCAAGACACUGAAGAAAGACAGGAGAAGAGUGAGAAGCGGGAGAAGCAUUCAGCAUCACCAAAACCCACUUCACGGCCAGGUUCAGUUCAUUUUCUGCUUCGUCACGGCACACCAAAGAAGCAAAUGAAAAGUCGUGAAGGGACACCAAAGAAAUCGUUGAAGUCUCGAGAAGGAACCCCCAAAAAGUCGGUUCGUUCGAGAACCUCAACGCCAGUCAAGGAAAUGGAAAAAGCAGAUGAAACCACAGCACACAAAGCACAAGUCGGCGAUAAAACGGAUAUGAAAGAUACGAUGAAAAGCGAACGAAGUGAAUUAGAGGAUGCAGAUAGCGCUGGUGGUCAGAUAAAGGGUAAACCACCAAGUGGUAAAAUCACUGAGAAAACGACCGAGAUGGUCAACGGUGCUGAAUUUAAAUCAGCACAAAAACGCUCGGAGAAAGACGGCCAAGUAGUUGAAGAACGCGAUGCAAAGACACGAAAGAAGGCCGCAGACAAUGUUGAGAAGUCAGAAUUGGAACAAGCGGACGAUAGCAAAAUGGACGUUGAUGCACAAAAUGUAAAACGAAAAAGUGAAACAACAUUGCCGCUACCGGGUGAGAAGAAAGCUCGACAGCGAAGUAAGAGUCCAUCGAAGAGAAGAUCCAAAUCGAGAUCAAAGAGUCCAUUCACCGAAUAUGAGGAGAUCAGCACUGAUAAAGCUAAAUCGACCUCAAAGCGUGCACCUGUGGUACUUGAACCAGCCAAAUCGAAGGUGGCCAAAGAAGGUGAAACAGUCGUAUUAGAAUGUGAAUUUCAGUGCGAUCCCUCAACUAAAAUAGCAUGGGUCAAAGAUGGACGUGAGAUAAAGCCUUCAGCCGAAUUUCGAACAUUUUUCGACGGUCAAACAGCUCGUUUGACAAUAAAUCAUAUGACUGAAGAUAAAAGUGGUCUAUUCAAAUGCAAUGCGCUUAGUAAAUUUGGUGAGGCACACACAUCAGCAAUGGUGAAAUUCGAACAUGGUGAAGAUGAAUAUGAUCCUCGUAAAAGACAUCGUGAAAGUAUUGCUGAAAUAGAGGAACGACUGAUGGCUGAGCAUAAGAAGGCUGACGAAGCGAAGAAGAAAAGGAAACAAGAAGAGUCGAAGAUGCAAAUACCGAAUACAAUUGUUACUGAUGAGGAUGGUUUGCGUUCUCAGGCUGAGCUGAUGGAUAUACCAAUCGGUUCAACGGGUGACGCAGGCGAUGAGAAAACUCUAUCAGUGAGUGAUCCUAAAGUUUAUCUGAAUAAAUCUGAUAGUAAAUUAAACGAGUAUCUUCAUCCGAACAAAACAUCAGAAUAUGAAUCAAACAUCAGACGAAUGUCAACGCCAGUUCAAUCGAAUACUAAUCAUGGAGAGAUGAAUUCAUCAAGAGAUGAAUCGAAUAAGAAUAAAAUCUCUCAAAUUCACUCGUUUGUUCUAUCGAGACUGCCCAGAAGACGUGCAAGAAGCACAUUUUUACGUGAAUUAAUCGACUACGAUACUCCAUUUAGUCAGUACUCGGACUCUGACUCACCAACACCAACCCACUUACGUUCAUUCACUGUUUCCAAAUCGAGUAGCGCAUCGGAUGAAACCCCGUCAUCCGGACUCACUAUCUCGCCUCAACUCAGAAGUCAAUUACUUGGAUUGCAACAGAGUGGCGGUGGAACACCAGGUGAAGGUGAUUCAGAAGAUGAAAUGUCUGAAUCAAUCUCCGAAUUGCCGAAUAUCAGUGGACAACGAUCGCGAAGAGUUUCUAGUCAAAAACCUGAGCUGAAGAAAACACCCAAAAAGAAGGCUGAAGAAGCACCUGCGCAACAAAAAUUCGCAUUGAAGAAAGUGGAUCGAGACGCCGAAGCACGUCAGAAAUCGCCCUCCCGAAGUCGAGGAUCUUCAGUAGCAAAUGACGUAAACAAUGCAACUUAUUUGUUGUUUCGUUUUUCGUUUUUGAUCAAUGAUAUGAUAUCGUUGCAACGAAGGGCAAUGAAGUAUACUAACCUCAAGGGGUUAUCAGGUGCAGUAAAAGCAACUUUGCGAUACUGUGAACAAUCGGGUUUAAGGCGAUCUGCCAGUGGAACUUCGAGGCCAGGAGAGAUUGAAGGUCGUUCACGGAUGAAAGAAAUAACUGAAUCAACUGAGUUGCACGAAGAACAGCAAAAAGCAACAAGUGCAAGCCUACAAGGUAAACAGGUUGGAAAGAAGAAAGCAUUAAGUGAUAGCAAAGAAAAGAAUCCCCUCGAAGGAAUUAAACUGAAAAAAGUGCAAAGAGCUGAUACUUCGUCUGAUACUUCCCCCACUACAACGCCAUCGUCAUUGUCCAGUCGUCGUGACACCUCUACGCCUCUUGAUGAAUUUCCUGAUGAAUUCGUUCGAAGACAGUCCAGUCUAAUGGGUGAUAGUUCUCGAAAAGGAUCAUUGGUUCGGCGAAGUAGUGUGGAUAUGCGUCGUGAAAGCAUUUCUGAUGUUCUUGAGAAGGCAUCAACACCACUUGAGCCCACUGGACCUGUUGGACCACCGCACAUUGCUGAGAUACCCGAAAAUGUUACAGUACCUGAAAAUGAAACGGCUGUUUUCAAGUGUAAAAUACAAGGAAAUCCAGUACCUAAAAUCAAAUGGUCAAAAGGAUUACGAGAAAUAAUGGCAGGAGGCCGUUUCAAAAUCUUAACAGAUCGUGCAGAAAGCACAGUAAUGCUGGUAAUGACGAAGUGUCGUUCACAAGACGACGGUCCGUACACGUUGACCAUCGAGAACGAACAUGGUCAAGAUUCAGUGGCUGUCAAGUUGCUUGUCACUUCGGGUGCUGGACUUGAUCUACGUUCCAUGCUUAAGCAUAGGGAAUACGAGGGUGGCGCAGCAGAUGGAUCAGCCGAUGGAGGCGCAGGUAAAGCAAAAGAGAAGGAUAAGCCGAUGACCGAAGCAGAACGAAGACAGUCUUUAUUCCCAGGAAAAAAGAAAGAGAAAUGGGAAAGACCAUUAGAGGAUAAGACUGUACAACAACAAGUUGAUAAGAUUUGUGAAUGGAAGUGUGUUUAUUCCAGACCAAACGCUAAAAUCAGAUGGUACAAAGAUAAAAAAGAGAUUUUCUCAGGUGGUUUGAAGUACAAGAUUGUGAUCGAAAAAGCAGUUUGUACACUCAUCAUCAAUAAUCCUGAAGUAGAUGAUAGCGGCAAAUAUACGUGUGAAGCCAACGGACUGCCCACAACAGCUAUCUUGACUGUUGAUGAGCCACCAAUGAAAUACAAUUUCAUCACACCUCUUCCAAACACUCAAGAAAUUUAUCGUACCAAACAAGGGGUACUCACCUGUAAGGUUAACAACAAGCGUGCACCUCUUGUAUGGCAUCGCAACGGCAAACCGAUCGCGGAAAACGAUAAAAGGUUCUUGAUCGAAAGUGAUGCAGUUGGUCGUUUCACGCUGACAAUCAAAGAAGUUAUCCAAGAGGAUCAGGGAGAAUGGAUGGCCAAAAUCACUAAUGAUGUGUUUAGUAAAGUACAAGUUUAUGUGGAGGAACCACGCCAUACAUUCGUGAUUCCGUUGAAAUCGCAAAAAGUGAUGGAAAAAGAAACGACAACAUUGGAAACGGAUGUGAAUGAUAAAGAUGCGGAUGUGGAGUGGUGGCAUGACGGUGUGAAGAUCGCCCUGGAUUCGAAGAAAUUUGUCGCCGAAGCGGUCGGCCGAAAGAGACGUUUAACUAUCAAUAAUGCCAGAAUGGAGGAUCAUGGUGAAUACAAGUGCACCACCAAGGAUGACCAAACAUUAGCGCAACUCAUUGUUGAUGCACUCAACAAAUUCAUCGUUAAAUUAGCUGAUAUGGAAGUGAUUGAAAAAGAGGAUGUCACACUGAGAUGCGAGACGCAGGAUACAAAAACGCCAGCAAUUUGGUCAACAAAAGGUAAAACAAUCACAUCAAUGCCUGGUGGCAAAUACGAGACAACGUCUCGAGCUGGUGUACAUAUGCUGAAAAUAUCGAAGAUUGAACUCAGUGAAGGUGAUGUUUAUGAGAUCAACGUGGCUGGUCUUGAAGGAUCUUGCAAUGUCACAGUUCUUGAGGCCGAGAAGAAGCCUAUUCUCAAUUGGAAACCCAAAAGGAUAGAUAUGGAAGCAGGCAAACCAGAGGUCAUAAAAAUACCGUUCCAAAUCAAGGGUGCGAGAAGAACUGCAAUAAAACCAGUGUUGAAACGAGAUGGUAAACCGGUUGAUAUGAAACUUUUGAAAGACGUUGAAGUUGUUAUUAACGGUGAUGUUGCUGAAAUCAAAUUCAAGAACCCUCAGAAGGAAGACACUGGCAAAUGGGCAUUGGAGCUUGGAAAUUCAGGUGGUACCGUGUUGGCACCAUUCGAAGUAUUCGUUAAAGAUAAGCCGAAAGCACCGAACGGUCCUCUGGAGACGUCGAACAUUAAUGCCAAAGGCUGUGAUCUGAAAUGGAAACCUUCAGAUCCUCAAGAAGGUGCUCCAGUAAAAGCUUAUAUCGUCGAGAUGCAGGAAGGACGAUCAGGUAAUUGGGUGAAGAUCGGUGAAACGAAAGGAACUGAUUUCAAGGUGAAAGAUCUGAAAGAACACGGCGAGUAUAAAUUCCGUGUGAAGGCAGUUAAUGAAGUUGGCUCAUCAGAACCGUUAAUGAGUGAAUCGAUUCUGGCGAAGAAUCCAUACAAUGUUCCUGGUAAGCCAAAAAAUAUGAAAGCAGCAGAUAUUGGAAAAGAAUCAUUGCUACUUGAGUGGCAACCACCCGAAAACGACGGCGGUGCACCAAUCGAAAGUUACAUCGUGGAACGACGUAAUAAGUCGGAAAAAGAGUGGAGUGAAGUUGGUACUGUGACUGUACCGGCCGGAGAUUCAAGAAGCACAUUCUCGUUACUUGAUGAUAAAGUGGUAGAAGGCAAAGAGUACUAUUAUCGGGUCCGUGCUGUCAACAAAGCUGGUCCUGGUGACCCUUGCGAUCAUGGACGACCAUUCAAGAUCAUGGCUAAACCAGAAGCACCCAGUUUCCCAGAUGGGGGCAUAAAGGAUUUGCGUUUGAAAGUAGGUGAAACAAUCAAAUACGAGAUACCAAUAAAGGGCGAGCCAACGCCUGAAAUAACGUGGACAGUCAAUGGAAAGCCGUUGAAAGCAGCCGGACGAUGUAAAAUGGUUUCUGAGAGAUACAAACACACUCUGAAGAUAGAAGAUGCGAAACGAUCAGAUUCUGGCAAAUUUGUGAUAAAACUAAAGAAUGCGAGUGGCACUUGUGAAUCAACUGCCACAGUAACCGUUAUAUCUAAGCCAACCGCACCGAAUGGACCGUUAAAUGUCACCGAAAUCUGCGGAGAUGGUUGUACGCUCGACUGGAAACCACCGGAUGAUGACGGAGGAGAACCAUUGCAAGAGUAUAUUGUCGAAGCACAAGAUUUGGAUGAGAAGGGCAAAUUCGUGAAGAUUGGUAGUGUUUCACCAAAUGAAACCAAAAUGUUGGUUAAAGGACUGAAGAAUAAGGGCAAUUACAAGUUCAGAGUGAAAGCAGUGAACAAGGAGGGUGAAUCUGAGCCGUUAUCAACGGAUCAGUACGUGCAAAUCAAAGAUCCUUGGGAUGAGCCCGGAAAGCCUGGUCGUCCUCAAAUAACAGAUUAUGAUGCGGAUCGUAUAGAUUUGGCUUGGGAGCCACCCACCCGAGACGGUGGAGCACCAAUUGAAGAAUAUAUCAUCGAGAAGAAAGAUCCGGCUACUCGUGAAUGGGUCGAGUGCGCUAGAUCACCAUCAACGACAGCAUCUGUGAGAAAUUUGAAGGAAGGAGAAGAAUAUCAAUUCCGAGUGCGUGCAGUCAAUAAGGCUGGCCCAGGACAUCCCAGUGAGCCAUCCGAGAAACAAGUGGCUAAACCCAAAUUUGUUCCGGCAUGGCUGCAUCAUGAGUCUCUCAAGAGUAUAACAGUCAAAGCUGGACAAACAGUUCGAUGGGAUAUUCAGUUUGGUGGUGAACCUGCACCAACCGUUCAAUGGACCAAGAAUGAUCAGCCGUUGGCCAGCAAGGGAACUCUUCAGAUCGAAAAAACAAAACAUGACCACACGAUCAUAUGCAUUUCAUCAGCUGCUCGUGCUGACUGUGGCAAAUAUCGUUUGACAGUGACCAACUCGAAAGGCAAAGAUACUGAGUGUGCUGAACUAACUGUUCUCGACCGACCUAGCAAACCAAAAGGACCUCUUCAAGUAUCGGAUGUAUUUGAAGAUAACUGUAAGCUAGCAUGGAAUCCACCAGAAGAUGAUGGUGGUGAACCAAUAGAGUAUUAUGAAGUGGAAAAGAUGGACACGGACACAGGUCGCUGGGUACCAUGUGCUAAAGUAAAAGAUACUAAAGCGCACAUUGAUGGUCUGAAAAAAGGACAAUCUUAUCAAUUCCGUGUAAAAGCAGUUAAUCGUGAAGGCGCCAGUGAUCCAUUGAGCACUGAAACUGCUACUGUGGCCAAAAAUCCUUAUGAUGAACCAGGCAAGCCAGAUGCACCAGAAAUCACAGACUGGGAUAUAGACAGAGUGAAUCUGAAAUGGGAACCACCUGCAAAUGAUGGUGGUGCACCAAUAACAGGUUAUGUGAUCGAGAAGAAGAGUAAGCAUGCUAGAGACUGGGUUGAAUGUGGUAAAACUGACGGCCCAGUGUGCGAAGCAGAGAUUCGUGACUUGAAAGAGGGUGAAGAAUAUCAAUUCCGUAUUCGAGCAGUCAAUAAAGCUGGACCCGGAGAGGCAUCUGAGCCAAGUAGACGUGUCAUUGCCAAGCAUCGCAACUUGAAACCUCACAUCGAUCGUGAAGCAAUGAAGUCGAUAACACUAAAGGUUGGACAAAAGUGUGAAUUCGAUGUUCCGGUACAAGGUGAACCGCCACCAGAAACCAUAUGGUCGUUUGGUGACAAACCAAUUACUGAUGAUGCUAGGAUCAAGAUCACAAAUGAAGAGUAUCGAACACGUUUUGUUUUAACAAACGCAACUCGCAAACAUGCUGGUAAAUAUACCUUAACUGCAACCAAUAUCAACGGUACCGAUCAACACAGUAUUGAAAUCAUGGUUUUGGGACGACCAUCCGCUCCAGAAGGACCAUUGGAGGUGUCUGAUGUGCAUGAAGAUCAUAUGAAUCUGGAAUGGAAACCACCAUUGGACGAUGGUGGUUGUCCGAUUGAUCACUAUGAGAUCGAAAAAAUGGAUCUUGCCACUGGUCGUUGGGUUCCUUGUGGUAAAGCAACUGACACUAAGGCUACAGUUCAGAAUUUACAAGGUGGAAAAACAUAUCAGUUCCGAGUAAGAGCAGUCAAUAAGGAAGGUGAAUCGGAUGCAUUGACAACGGAAGGUGACGGCAUACUGGCCAAAAACCCGUAUGAUGUACCUGGAAAAAGCAAUAAACCAGAAUUGGUGGAUUGGGAUAAAGAUCAUGUGGACUUGAAAUGGGAUGCACCGGAUGACGGUGGUUCACCGAUCCAGGAGUACAUCAUCGAAAAGAAAGACGAGCGUGGUCGUUGGGAGGAAGCGAUAACUGUGAAAGGUGAUCAAACGACAGCAACUGUUCCUAAUUUGAAAGAAGGCGAGGAAUAUCAGUUCAGAAUAAUUGCUAAGAAUAAGGCUGGUAAAGGUGAACCAUCUGAACCAAGCGAUCGUGUUAUCGCAAAACCGAGACAUUUGGCACCACGUAUACAUCGUGAGGAUCUACACGAUACAGUGAUAAAGGUUGGUCAAACGAUUAAGUUUGUGGUGCACGUUGAUGGAGAGCCACCACCAACCGUAACAUGGGCAUGCAACGGUAAACCGGUUCAGAGUGGUGUUGUCAUCGAUAACAGUGACUAUCUGAGUAAAUUCACCAUUGGAAAAGCGAUUAGAAAGCAAACUGGCAAAUAUACGAUAACAGCAACAAACGAAAGCGGAACAGAUACAGUGACCAUUGACAUAAAGGUUAAAGGAAAACCAAGCAAGCCUGUUGGACCUCUUGGUGUUAAAGAUGUAUUUGAGGACAGAGCCACUCUCGACUGGAAGCCGCCUGAGGACGAUGGUGGAGAGCCGAUUGAUCAUUAUGAGGUAGAACGCAUGGAUACAAAGGAUGGAAUAUGGGUACCUUGUGGACGUACCAAAGAUACGAUAUUCACUGCUGAAGGACUCACCAAAGAUAAACAUUACAAAUUCCGUGUGAAAGCAGUGAAUAGCGAAGGCAGUUCUGAGCCGCUCGAAACUGACGAAACCAUACAAGCAAAGAAUCCGUUCGAUAAGCCAGAUAAGCCGGGACGACCAACUCCCGUUGAUUGGGACAAGGAUCAUGUGGAUUUGCAAUGGACAAAACCAGUCAGUGACGGUGGGGCACCGAUUCAGGAAUAUCAAAUUGAAAAGAGAACCAAAUAUGGACGAUGGGAGCCGGCUGUAACCGUUCCGGGUGAUUCGACAAGCGGUACGGUUCCGGAUCUAACGCCUGGUGAAGAGUAUGAAUUCCGUGUGAUUGCCGUCAACAAAGGAGGACCAUCGGAUCCAAGUGAUCCAAGUCCAGCGGUCAUUGCAAAACCAAGAAAUCUUCCACCGAAAAUCGAUCGUAGCGCGUUGAUGCCGAUCAAGAUCAAGGCUGGACAAACGAUCAACUUUGCGGUUCCAGUCGAAGGCGAACCACCACCAGAAAUAACGUGGCUCAAUCCAGAUGGACGUGAGAUACGUCACGGUGGUCGAGUGAAGCUUGAUAAUCAAGAAUAUCGCACUAAACUGCAAAUUCGUGCUGCUGAAAGAUCUGACAGUGGUAAAUUUACAAUUCGUGCGACGAAUAUCAACGGUGAAGAUACGGCUGUUGUUGAAGUGAAUGUGAUCGACAAACCAUCAGCACCUGAAGGUCCAUUGAAUGUUUCGGAUGUUUACGCUGACCACAUGACACUCGACUGGAAACCUCCUGCCGAUGACGGUGGAAUACCUAUUGAAAAUUACGUCAUUGAAAAGCUCGAUGCGGAGACUGGUCAUUGGGUACCAUGCACAAAGGUUGACGGAUCAAAAACGCAAGCUGUUGUGGAUGGUCUUAUUCAAGGGCAUGAAUAUAAAUUCCGAGUAUCUGCAGUGAAUGCUGAAGGAGAAUCUGAACCAUUAGAGACACUUGGUUCUACUCUUGCAAAGAAUCCAUACGAUGUUCCUGGUAAAACAAGUAAACCGGAAUUGGUGGACUGGGAUAAGGAUCAUGUGGAUUUAAAAUGGAAUGCACCAACGAACGAUGGUGGUGCGCCAAUUGAUGGAUACGUUAUUGAAGUGAAAGAAAAAUAUUCACCUUCCUGGAAAGAAGCUAUGCAAGUUCCGGCUGGUCAGUUGAGUGCAACAGUUGCAAACCUGAAAGAGGGAGAGGAAUACGAGUUCAGAAUUCGAGCGAAGAACAAGGCUGGCGUUGGCGAGCCGUCUGAACCAAGUGAUUCCGUGAUCGCUAAACCUCGUCAUUUGGCUCCGAAAAUUGAUCGUAGCGCCAUUGAGGAGAUAAAAGUGAGAGCAGGAACAGACUUCCAGUUGAAUAUUCCCGUCUCAGGUGAACCACCUCCAGAAGUGGUUUGGACAUUCCAGGGUGAACCAGUUGAAUCGAGUGAUCGCAUGAAAGUUGACAAUGUUCCGUACAAGACAAAAUUCGCUGUGAAAAGAGCAUUACGUUCUGAUACGGGUGUUUAUUUGAUAACAGCGAAGAAUGAGAGUGGUGAAGAUACGGCUGAAGUUAAGGUGACAGUCUUGGAUAGACCAAGUGAUCCCAAAGGACCGCUUGAGAUAAGCGAUAUUAACAAAAAUGGAUGCACCUUGGAAUGGAAGGAGCCCGAUGAUGACGGUGGAGCUGAGAUUACCCACUAUGUGGUGGAAAAACAAGAUACGAGUACUGGACGAUGGACAGUUUGUGGUGAACCAGUUGGAACGAAAUUCAAGGUGACUGAUCUGACUGCAGGACAUGAGUAUAAAUUCCGUGUGAAAGCAGUGAAUCGAUACGGUGAUUCAGAUGCACUCGAGGCAAGCAAACCGAUCAUAGCGAAAGAUCCGUUCGAUACAGCUGAUAAACCAGGAACACCAGAAAUAACUGACUGGGACAAAGACCAUGUUGACUUAGAAUGGAUACCACCAGUGAGUGACGGUGGUGCACCAAUCGAAAAAUAUGUCAUCGAAAAGAAGCUCGCCAACGGAGAGUGGGAAUACGCAGAAGAAGUACCUGCAGAACAAACGAAAGCCACCGUUGGACAUCUGAAAGCUGGUGCAACAUAUCAAUUCCGAGUGAAAGCGAUCAAUAAAGCUGGUGCAUCCACGCCAUCAGAUCCCAGCCGUUCUAUCGUUGCAAAACCACGACAUUUAGCGCCGAAGAUCGACCGUUCAACACUCCUCGAAGUGAGAGUGAAAGCGGGUGAAACAAUCGAAUUCAACGUGAAUGUUGAGGGUGAACCAAACCCGAAGAUCGCAUGGUUCAUUAACGAAACACCGCUCACAUCAUCUGAACACACCAAAAUUGAUAACAGUACUGAGCAUAAUACCAAGUUGAAAACAACCUCUUCGAAUCGUCUCGAUAGUGGUAUGUAUAAAAUCGUCGCUACCAAUGAAAGUGGUAAGGAUGAAGCAGAAGUUAAGGUUGUUGUACUUGAUGUUCCGGGUUCACCAAACGGUCCACUCGAUGUGAGAGAUGUGACCAAAGAAGGAUGCACGUUAUCUUGGAAUGAACCUGACGAUGAUGGUGGUUCACCAAUAUCGCAUUAUGUUGUUGAAAAGCAAGAAGCAGGUGGACGCUGGGUACCGUGUGGUGAAACAUCUGAUACAACACUGCGAGUUAAUAAACUCGUUGAAGGUCAGCAGUACAAAUUCCGUGUCAAGGCGGUUAAUCGGCAGGGACAGUCUGAACCGUUAACAACCCUCUCAUCUGUCACGGCCAAGAAUCCAUUCGAUGAACCUGGCAAACCCACUGAUGUUACUCCAGUUGACUGGGAUAAAGAUCACGUUGAUUUGGAGUGGAAAGCACCAGCAAAUGAUGGUGGUGCACCAAUUGAGAGUUACAUAAUAGAAAAGAAGGAUAAAUUCGGUGACUGGAUUACGUGUGCAACUGUACCUGGCACUGAAACAAAAGGAACUGCACCGAAUCUUGUUGCGGGCGAAACGUAUCAGUUUAGAGUGACAGCAGUGAACAAGGCUGGUAAAGGUGAACCUUCAGAUGCAACCGGUGAUGUCAUUGCGAAGCCCCGUAAAUUGGCACCUAAAAUCAAUAUCGCUGGACUGUUGGAUAUUCGUGUUCGAGCCGGAACUCCGAUUAAUAUUAAUGUUGACUUUGAAGGCGAACCAACGCCAAAAGCAUCAUGGAAAGUCAAUGACAAAUCGCUUGAAAGCAAUGAGCACGUGACAAUUACGUCGAAAGAAAAACGUGAUGAAAUCAGAAUUGAAUCAUCAGUCCGAGGAGAUACGGGUAUUUACACGAUUACGGUGGAAAAUGAGCAUGGCAAAGAUCGUGCAUCAUGCUCAGUGACAGUUCUCGACGUACCGGAUGCUCCACAAGGACCAGUGAAAAUAGCUGAUGUACAUAAAGAUGGUUGUACCUUAGCAUGGAAACCUCCGGCCGAUGAUGGUGGCUCAGAUAUAGUUCAGUAUGUUGUUGAAAAAAUGGAUACUACGCGUGGUGUAUGGCAAGAAGUUGGUCGUGUACCAGACUGCAAUGCCAAAGUGACAAAACUGAUUAAUGGAAAGGAAUACAAAUUCCGUGUUAAAGCGAUAAAUCUACAAGGUGAGUCAAAGCCACUGGAAAGUGAAGAGAUGAUUGCUAAAAAUCCGUUUGAUGUGCCAAAUCCAACGUCUAAACCAGAAGUGGUUGACUGGGAUAAAGAUCGUAUUGACAUUGAAUGGCAGCCUCCUAGUGAUAACGGUGGAUCUGCAAUCAAACAAUAUAUUAUUGAAAAGAAAGAGAAAGGUAGUUCGACAUGGAUCGAGGCUGGUAAAACUAAGGGUGCAAGGACGAGUUUCUCGGCUACAGGCCUCAAACCGGGCACUGAAUACGAAUUCAGAGUAGUCGCUGUUAAUGAAGCAGGUCCCUCAGAUCCCUCAGAGCCAAGUGAUGCGCAAAUGGCAAAGGCUCGGUAUGUUAAGCCAGAAAUAACCUCACAAAAUCGCAAGUUCAAAGUGAAAGCUGGCCUUGCGUUAACGGUUGAAGCUGAAUUCAUUGGUUCACCCGACCCAACUGUGGAUUGGGAAUUCAAAGAGAAUCAGCCGUUACAACCUGAGCUGUUGGUUAACUCAAAACCUGGUAUCACAACUAUUUUCUUCCCUGCAGCGAAACGCUCGGAAAGCGGUAUCUAUACUUUGAAAUUGAAGAACGAACUCGGUGAAGCAACAGGAACAUUUGAAGUGAAUGUGCAAGAUAAACCAGCCGAACCGUGUGGCCCAAUUGAAGUGUCUGAUGUUACAAAGGACGGUUGCGUUCUCACAUGGAAACCACCAGAAGACGAUGGUGGUGCUGAAAUUACAAAUUAUGUUGUUGAGAAACGUGAUGUGAAAACUAAUGCUUGGGUUCCUGUGUCGAGUUUCGUUCCCGGCACCAGCUGUAUUGUAUCAAAAUUAGAAGAAGGACACGAAUAUGAAUUCCGAGUUAUGGCCGAGAACGUCAAUGGCCGUUCAGAUCCGUUAACUACAGAUGCUGCUGUACUUGCAAAGGAUCCAUUCGGAACACCAGGGAAACCAGGAAAACCGGAAGUAACAGAUCGAGAUUACGAUCAUAUCGAAAUCGAGUGGCAACCACCAAGAGAUGAUGGAGGCAAUCCGAUCUCGCAUUACGAUAUUGAACGAAAAGAUCUGAAGACUGGAAGAUGGAUAAAAGUGAAUACAGCGCCGGUUAAAGGAACCACAUUUUGUGAUGAUAGAGUGCAGAAAAAUCACUCAUAUGAGUACCGAGUUAAAGCUGUUAAUAAAGCUGGACCUGGACAGCCGUCUGAAGCUUCGGCGGUAGCCGUCGCUAAACCAAUGUUUGAAGCACCACAGUUCGAUCUUGGUAUUGAUGGACGUGAAUUCAGAGUUAAAGCUGGUGAACCGCUUGAUAUUACUGUACCAUAUGUGGGUUCUCCACAACCAGAAAUCAAAUGGGUUAAGGAAGGAGUUACUUUAAGCGAUGUUGAAACUGAUGAAUCAAAGACCAGGUUAUUCAUACCAGUCAGUAAACGCUCAGAUUCUGGGCCAGUGAAGAUUUGUGCUACUAAUGCAUGUGGAGACGCAGAAGCUAAUAUCAAAAUUUCGGUUAUUGAUCGGCCAGCACCUCCAGAAGGACCGAUUACGUAUCCAGAGACAAGCCGACAUAGUGUAACAGUCGCCUGGAAACCACCAGCAGAUGAUGGAGGCAGUGAAGUUACCGGAUAUCGAAUUGAAUAUCAAGAACUGGGUUCGUCAGUGUGGGAGAGAAUACCUGAGACCGUUAGCUCGCUUUCGUACACUGUUAAAGCCCUCGAACACGGCAAGGAAUAUCAGUUCCGUGUGAGAGCCGAAAACAUGAUGGGACUUAGCGAACCGAUAGUAGGAGGACCAGUCAUAGCAAAAGAUCCAUAUAAUCCACCUGGUGCACCAUCGACACCUGAAGUUACUGGCUAUGACACAAAUCAAAUCAGCUUGAAAUGGAAUCCUCCUCGAGACGAUGGCGGGUCACCAAUCAUUGGCUAUGUGGUAGAAAAGUUUGAGAAGAAGGAUGGUGAAUGGACACCCGUCAAAAUGCCUAUGGUACGUGGUACUGAAGCGACAAUCACUGGUCUAUCUGAAGGUGAGAUAUAUCAGUUCAGAAUUCGUGCUGUCAAUGCUGCUGGACAAGGCGAGGCAAGCAAUAGUAGCGCUCCAACCAAGUGUCAACCCUAUGUGGUACCACCUGGAGCACCAGAUCAACCACGUGUUGGUAAGGUCACAAAGAAUUCGGCCGAGCUAACUUGGAUAAGACCAAUUGACGAUGGUGGUGCCGCUAUUGAUGGUUAUAUUGUGGAGAAGCGAAAGGCGGGUACAGAUGAAUGGAUACCAUGCAAUCAGAAACCUGUUAAGGAGACAAGAUUGGUUGUUGAGCCGUUACCAGAGAAAGAACAGUUCGAAUUCCGUGUGAAGGCAGUCAAUUCGGCUGGAGAAGGUGAACCGUCCCGACCUACUGAUAUGGUUCUCAUUGAAGAUCAGUUAGAACGUCCUUGUCUUGAUUUAUCAGCACUCAAGGAUAUUACUGUGCGUGCUGGUGAAACGAUUGAAAUCAAAAUACCAUUCAGUGGUGGAAAUCCGAAACCAACUGCUGAAGUUUUCAAUGGUCUUCAAGAAAUAUAUGAAGAUGAACGAACCAAAAUUGAGGUCGAACCAGAUCAUGUGAAACUGACAACAACGUGUGCAAAACGUUCAGAUGGAGGCCCAUAUCGGGUAACAUUGGCGAACCGUUUUGGCAAAGAUACAGCCAAACUGAAAGUAACAGUUUUGGAUGCACCAGGUAAACCAGGAGGACCGAUUACAGCAUCUGAUGUAAGUGGUGAGGGUAUGACGCUGCACUGGAAUGCACCUGAAGAUAACGGAGGUGAUGCAGUCACCAAUUAUGUGGUGGAAAAGAAAGACGAAAACGGUGAUUGGGUGAAAAUUGGACAACCGGUUGGAACAAGCUUCCGAGUACGUAAUCUCGAGAAUGGUAAAGCUUAUGAAUUCCGUGUAUCGGCUGAAAAUCAGUAUGGUGUCGGUGAACCACUUGAAACAAUCGAGCCAAUUGUUGCAAAGAAUCCAUUCGAUAAACCAGGACCACCUGGUCAGCCUGAACCAAUUGCAACAACGGAUGAUUCGAUAACGAUACAAUGGACGAAACCAAUCAAAGAUGGCGGUUCUCCGAUUCAAGGUUAUGUGGUCGAGAAACGUGAAGAGGGUUCGCCUGAAUGGAGUAAAUGCGCAUUUGGAACGAUAAACGAUACUCGUUAUAAGGUCACUGGAUUGACGCCUAGAAAGCGAUAUGAAUUCCGUGUGGCAGCAGUGAACGCAGCUGGUCAAGGCGAUUACAGUGACAAUAGUGCUCUUAUAACAGCACAAGUUGAAGCAUCAAAACCACGAAUUCAGUUGUCUAUGCUAGGCAGAGACAUCAUUGCGUAUGCAGGACAGCCAGCUAAGAUACUGAUACCGUUUGCAUCGAGUCCAGCACCAGAAAUAACCUGGAAGAAAGGAGGACAGGUAGUGAGUGAGGACGAUAAACGUGCGAAAAUCGAGUCGAAUGAUUACCUCACACAACUUUCAUACGAUAAAUGUGAAAGGGGCGACUCAGCAACCUAUACUGUUAAGCUUGAGAACGAUGCUGGAUCCGAUACGGUUGAUAUUCAUUUGACAGUGGUUGAUAAACCGGAUCCACCGCAGAACCUAUCCGUUUCUGAAAUAGCACCUGAUUCGUGCGUUCUCAGCUGGCAACCACCGCUCGAAGAUGGCGGAUCACCGAUAACAAAUUAUGUCAUUGAGAAAUGUCAUUAUAAACCGGGACUGGAGGAAAACUGGGAGAAAGUUUCAUCGUUCGUGCGUGGUACCAGUUAUCAAGUGCCAGGGCUAACUGAAAACGAGAAAUACAAAUUCAGAGUUAGAGCCGAAAAUCAGUACGGUGUUUCUGAGCCAGCUGAGCUCAAAGAUGCAAUUGUUGCAAAAUACCAAUUCAACGUACCAUCACAACCAGACGCUCCAGUUGCCAAAGAUAUGGACAGCACUUGGGUGGAGUUGGAAUGGGAUACCCCGUCAUCGGAUGGUGGUUCCAAGAUUCAAGGCUACAUAGUGCAGUAUCGUGAGCCGUCCUCGUCCAAAUGGACUGUUGCUAAUGCGCAACCAAUUGUCGGUAACAACUACCGCGUUCAGGCACUUCGUGAUAAAGGUGAAUACGAAUUCCGUGUGAUCGCCAAGAACGCUGCUGGCUUGUCGAAACCAUCUCCAGCCAGUGAUCGCAUUCAGCUGAAACCAAAAUACGGACCACCUGGCCCACCGACACAAAUCAACGCCGAAUCAAUUGGUCGUAACUUUGUCACCUUAACAUGGGCACCACCACUGGAUGAUGGUGGUUCCAAGAUUACCGGUUACAUCGUUGAAUCAAGAGAGUUGGGCAGUCCGUUAUGGCGUGUGGUUAGUGACUAUAACGUGGUCAAUCCAGAAUUCACUGUGCCGAAUCUGAUCGAAUUUCGUGAUUAUGAAUUCCGAAUCACGGCCAUAAAUGCGAUCGGUAAAGGUAUUCCUUCAUUGCCAUCUGCACCGAUCAAAAUUCAAGAGAUGGGUGGAUCACGACCACAAAUUGUUGUUAAACCCGCUGAUACUGCGUCGCCUUACAACCGAAGAGCUGUUUUCAAGUGUGAAGCUAUCGGUAGACCAGCGCCAACAGCACGAUGGCUGCGUAAUGGUCGAGAGGUACCUGAAGGUGCACGCUAUAGGACUGAAGUUCAAAAUGAAGUUUUCAAAUUGAUAAUUAAAGAGGUAUGGGACAUUGAUGCGGGUGAAUACACUUGCCAGGUUUCGAACGUUUUUGGAAGUGAUUCGGCAACUGCUACGCUCACCGUACAAGCACCACCAGUGAUCGAGAAAGAUGUUGGAAAUGGAAUCUAUGCGAAUGGUGAAAUGGUCCGUUUGAAGAUUUACUUCUCGGGAACAGGACCAUUCAAAUAUCUGUUGACAUUGAAUAAAGAAGAAGUGCCAGCAGAUCACCCGAACAUACAUUUUGUUGAUUUUGAAAAUCACGUUAUCAUCACAAUACCAUCAAUUCAUAGCGGUGAGGCUGGUCGAUAUGAGCUAUCGAUUAGUAACGACAGUGGUGAGGCAAAUACUGCGUUCUGGUUGAACGUUACUGGCUUACCUUCUGCACCACAAGGACCUCUACAAAUCCACGAUGUGAAUAAAACGCAAGCUGUGCUCUCAUGGAAGCCACCUGUGAAUGAUGGUGGCGCAAGACUGAGUGGCUACAUAGUUGAACGUAAAGACGUGACAAAAGAUGAAUGGACUGAAGUGGCAACAUCAAUAAAAGACACCAACUUCCAAGUGAAUGGUCUCUUUGAGGGACAUGAGUAUGAGUUCCGAGUGAGCGCAACGAAUGAGAACGGACAAGGUCCACCACUCGUUGGCGAUAACCCGAUUAUAGCACGUUUACCUUUCGAUACUCCAUCCGCACCUGGUAAACCUGAGGUAUCACGAUUCGGUGAUAGUUUUGUGGUGUUGAAUUGGACACGUCCGUCGUCUGAUGGCGGUAGUUCCAUUCGGGGUUAUUUGAUUGAGAAACGUGAAGUUGGCUCUGAUCUUUGGCAGAAAUGCAAUCAAACCCCAUUUGCUGGAACUAAUUACCAAGCAAUGAAUCUGAUCGAAGGUCGUGACUAUGAAUUCAGAGUAUUUGCUGUCAACGACGCUGGUGCUUCUGAACCUGCCAAUACUGAUCAAUUCAAGUUUGUUCCGGCCAAAAGCGGUGAUCUGCCGGAAAUAAUAACACCACUAUCGGAUAUGUUCGGUGAGCAAGGUCGCUCAGUAACGUUCGAAUGCGAAGUCGAUGGUAAACCUCGACCAGAAAUACGCUGGUUCCGUGGUUUACGAGAACUGGGCGAUACUCCCAAAUACAGUAUAAUGAAUAAAGGAACUAUUCAGGUGUUGACCAUCAACGAUUUGCACUGGGAUGAUGCGGAUGAGUAUUCGUGUCGAGCAAGCAACUCAGUAGGAUCGAAAUCCACCAAAGCUCAACUAUCAAUACGAACCAAACCGCGUGUCUUCAUUCCGCCUCGUUAUCAUGGUGGUUUUGAGGCGCAGAAAGGCGAUAACAUUGAACUGAAAAUACCCUUCAAAGCUUAUCCUCAACCGCAUUCACGAUGGACCAAGAAUGGCGAAGAUAUUCAUGAUUCUGAGAAAUACACUAUAACCACUGAUGAAAAGUACGCGACUCUUCGAAUAUCGGAUGCAGUUCGUGAGGAUCUGGGUCAGUAUCGCGUAAUUGUUGAAAACGACGUUGGUUCAGACUCGGGCACGAUCUCGUUGAGUGUCGCCGAUCGACCGAACCCACCUAGAUUCCCAAUCGUCGAGAAUAUUCUCGAUGAAGCAGCAAUACUCUCGUGGAAACCACCAGAACUUGAUGGUGGUUCAUUGAUAACAAAUUACAUUGUUGAAAAACGAGAGUUAGCCGGUGGUCAAUGGAAGGAGUGUGCAAAGACGAGAUACACGUACUUGACUGUUGAAGGGCUGAAGUCGAAGGCCACUUACGAAUUUCGCAUAAGCGCUCAAAACAAGCACGGCAUAUCGAAACCAUGCGAGCCGACGGCACCAGUUGUCAUUGCUGAAAGGCAAAAUAAGAGACGUGGCUAUGAUGUCGACGAAACCGGAAAAGUGAUACGCGGUAAGGGAACACCAUCGGACAAUUACGAUGCGUACGUUAUCGACGUUUGGAAACAAUACUAUCCACAGCCAGUUGAACCGAAACGUGAUUCAGUUUAUGACUAUUACGAUAUCUUGGAAGAGAUUGGAGAAGGUGCAUUUGGUGUGGUACAUCGUUGUGUUGAACGUGCCACCGGUAACACAUUCGCCGCAAAGUUCGUGAAUACACCACAUUCUGCCGAUAAGGAAACUGUUCGUAAAGAAAUUCAAACGAUGUCGAAUGUGCGACACCCGAAACUAAUUAACUUACAUGAUGCAUUCGAAGAUGAUAACGAAAUGGUUAUGAUCUAUGAAUUCAUGUCUGGUGGUGAAUUAUUCGAGAAGGUGGCUGAUGAAAAGAACAAAAUGAGUGAAACGGAUGCGGUGGAUUAUAUGCGACAGAUAUGUAAUGCAUUGCGACACCUUCAUGAAAUGAGUUACGUGCAUUUGGACCUGAAACCUGAGAAUAUUAUGUUCACGACCAACAAGAGCAAUCAAUUGAAACUGAUCGACUUCGGUCUAGCUGCUAAACUUGAUCCUAAACAAAGUGUUAAAGUCACUACUGGAACGGCUGAAUUUGCGGCACCCGAAGUGGCCUCGAAUGAACCCGUUGGAUUCUAUACGGACAUGUGGAGUGUCGGUGUUCUCGCGUAUAUUCUUUUAUCCGGAUUAUCGCCUUUCGGUGGUGAAACAGACGAAGAAACUCUAAAGAAUGUGAAGAAAUGCGAUUGGAAUAUGGAUGAUCCUUGCUUCUCCAAGGUCUCUGAUGAUGCCAAAGACUUCAUCAAGAAACUACUCGUUCUGGAUCCAUCAAGUCGAAUGACAAUACACGAGGCACUCGAGCAUCCGUGGUUGAGUAACGCACCAAGUACCUCUGAACAAAUACCAAAUGAGCGCUACCAUUCGAUUCGUGAUUCAAUCCGUCAUAAAUAUGAUGCAUGGCCUGAACCGAAUCCACCGCUUGGUAGAAUCUCAAAUUACAGUUCCUUGAGGAAACAUCGUCCGGCUGAAUAUCACAUCCACGAUACAUCAUUCGAUCGCCAAGAUGGUCAACCUCGAUUCAUCAUCAAACCUUUCAAUAACACGUGUAAUGAAGGACAAAUUGCUAGCUUCUUCUGCAAAAUAAUAGCGCCAUCGCCACCAAUAGUAACGUGGCAUAAAGACGCGAAUGAAUUACGGCAAAGUACGAAAUAUAUGAAGAAAUACAAUGAUAAUGAUUAUGAAUUGACUAUCAACCGAGUGAAAAUGGAGGACGCUGGUGAAUACACAGUUAGGGCAAAAAAUUCGUACGGCUCGAAGGAAGAAGUUGUCUUCCUUAAUGUCAUAAAAUCAAAAGAAACUAGAGAGGAGACCAGACUGCAACACCAGGCGUCUGAAUCGUCCUUCAGUUCGCGAACCACUGCUCUUCUAUCGAAGCGAUAUCCUACCGAACAACCUAGCACUACAACUGCAGUCAAACAAUUACCACCCAAAUUCACAUUCCAUCUUCGACCGCGUCUUAUUCAAAAGAAUCAUCAGUGUAAAUUGAUCUGUAAUGUGCAGUCUCAUCCAGCAGCGAAGGUUCAAUGGUAUAAAGAUGGAGCACCGGUUGAUGAGAGUCGUGCUCAAUUGACGUAUCGAAGUGGUGUGUGUACCUUAGAGAUAUUCAACACAAGAAUGGAUGACGCUGGAACUUAUCGCUGUGAGGCGGUUAACGAAUUCGGCAGUGAUUACACCGAAUGUAUCGUUAAUGUUCAAGGAAGAGGAGAGGAAUCGCGAAGGAUCAUUCCAACGCGAACAUCACGACGUGUAUAUGAUAGGCUGGAAGUAACGAGCGAUAUGGAACGAUCACAAUCAAGUAGUGAUGUGAUUAGACGACGAGACCUCUCGUCGUAUUCGUCCUCAACUGAUCAAUAUUCGUCGUCACAAUCAACCAAAACCAAGUCGACAAAAGAUGAUUCUUCGUCGAUUAAAUUACCUUCCACAGCACCCGUUUUCACUCGGCAACUUCAAUCGCUUGCUGUCGAUGAAAAUGAUAUGGCUGAAUUCUCUUGUCAAGUAGGAGGUGAACCAGAGCCUUUGGUUGAAUGGUUGCACAAUGGAGAGCGCAUAACAGAAAGAGAUGACCGCAAACGACUCACGUUCGUAGCUGGUCAUGCUAAACUUUCGAUUCCCUCAGUGAAAUCGACCGAUGAAGGCGAAUACUCAUGUCGUGCCAGUAAUUCUGCUGGUACCGAGGCUACUAAAGCUAAUCUUACCGUCAGGUCAUUCAACAUUUCCAUUAUUCUUUUAUCGAGGAGAUCUGAACCUGAGCCACUGGAGUUGCAACAGCCAUCGUCGUCGUCUGCAGCAGAAGCGGUUGUUGAUUUGGUGAAUGGAGACGAUACGUCGAAACAACAAACUGAGCAACAACAACAACAACCACUCCACAUCGUGCGGCAUCUUGAGGGUGUUUGUGUCGCCUCUGGAACGACUGCAACCUUAUCGGUGACCACAUCCCAUCCAGCUGAUGAGGUGAUAUGGAUGAGAAACGGAAAAGAAGUGAAAAGUGAUGGUAAUGUGUUGAUAAAAGAGAGUGGUAGUGAGUAUUCGUUAGAAUUCAAGAAUGUAUCGCUAGAUGAUCACGGUGUUUAUCAAGUUGAAUGUCGAUGUGCCCAGCAAAAAGCUAUUUCAGCUGCAUCAUUGGCCGUUUUAGAUAGGCCAAAUGACCCACGCGUUGCAAGAUUACCACAGUCAGUGAACGCAACUUUAGCUUCGCCUUGUAAAUUCGUUCUUGAGCUUGAGGACGCUAGUGGCUUGACUGUACAAUGGUUCAAAGGAGCCGAGAAAGUCGAAAAAUCAGACCGUGUUAAAUCCGUCAAAUCGGGUAAUGCAUUCAAACUGGAUAUCAAGAGUGUAGAAGCGUCUGAUGAAGGAGUUUAUGUUGUAAAAGUGAUAAAGGAUAAAAAAGCGAUAUGCAAAUAUGCGGCAGCGAUGCAGAUUCACUGA